Messenger RNA from Perognathus longimembris pacificus (Pacific pocket mouse), 1026 nucleotides. RefSeq names its product uricase. The record is from RefSeq and is a predicted model, not a curated record. Gene Ontology annotation, biological process: urate catabolic process; purine nucleobase catabolic process. Gene Ontology annotation, cellular component: peroxisome. The coding region runs from base 71 to 1006 and encodes 311 amino acids. NCBI's taxonomy places the organism in Eukaryota, Metazoa, Chordata, Mammalia, Rodentia, Heteromyidae. Gene Ontology annotation, molecular function: urate oxidase activity. The transcript has 8 exons.
CAACCAGGAUGAAGUUGUCCUGACUGGAGGUUAGCAGUGCUGUUCUGGGUUCCGAUGAACUUAAGUCAACAUGGAAGCCAAAAGACCAGACUCUCCACUAUCAUCUCUGAACCUCCUUGAAAACGAUGAAGUGGAGUUUGUCCGAACUGGCUAUGGGAAGGAUAUGGUAAAAGUUCUUCAUAUUCAACGAGAUGGAAGCUAUCACAGCAUUAAAGAGGUGAUAACUUCGGUGCAACUGACUCUGCGGUCCAAGAAAGAUUAUGUGAAUGGAGAUAACUCAGACAUCAUCCCUACAGACACCAUCAAGAACACAGUGCAUGUCUUGGCAAAGUUCAAGGGGAUCAAAUGCAUAGAAAACUUUGCUGUGAACAUUUGUGAGCAUUUUCUUUCUUCUUUUAACCAUGUCAUCCGAGCUCAUGUGUAUGUGGAAGAGGUCCCGUGGAGGCGUUUUGAAAAGAAUGGUGUCAAGCAUGUCCAUGCAUUUAUUCACACACCCACUGGAACCCACUUCUGUGAGGUUGAACAGAUGAGGAAUGGAUCUCCAGUCAUUCAUUCUGGAAUCAAAGACCUCAAGGUUUUGAAAACAACCCAGUCUGGAUUUGAAGGAUUCAUCAAGGACCAGUUUACCACCCUCCCUGAAGUGAAGGACCGAUGCUUUGCUACCGAAGUAUACUGCAAAUGGCGCUAUCACCAGAACAAAGACGUGGACUUUGAGGCUACUUGGGACACUGUGCGGAACAUUGUGCUGGAGAAAUUUGCUGGUCCCUAUGACAGAGGUGAAUACUCUCCUUCUGUGCAGAAGACCCUGUAUGACAUACAGGUGCUCUCCCUCAGCCAGAUUCCUCAGAUAGAAGAUAUGGAAAUCAGCCUGCCAAAUAUCCACUACUUUAACAUAGACAUGUCCAAAAUGGGACUGAUUAACAAUGAAGAGGUCUUGCUGCCAUUAGACAACCCAUAUGGGAAAAUUACUGGAACAGUCAAGAGGAAGAUGACCUCAAGGCUGUGACACCAUGGCCACCAAUAGGA